Molecule: messenger RNA, 4707 nt
Organism: Pseudocercospora fijiensis CIRAD86
Lineage: Eukaryota; Fungi; Ascomycota; Dothideomycetes; Mycosphaerellales; Mycosphaerellaceae
Exons: 14
Coding region: 1-3936 (1311 amino acids)
Biological process (GO): establishment of cell polarity
Cellular component (GO): cell tip; cytoplasm
Molecular function (GO): cytoskeletal regulatory protein binding
Source: RefSeq, a predicted model, not a curated record
AUGCCAGGUAGCGCAGCAGAGUUUCGCCAGCAGAAGGCUAUCUCGACUGCCCACGCUGCGUUGCGCUGGGACGUCCUCCGUAUGCGUCUCCGAAAGCCCAGGAUAGAACUACUGCCAGGCCAGGCCAGGCCAGGCCAGCUUCGAGGGCAGCAUCGCCGCGCCGUCGGAUUCGCUGUCAAGUCACCUCCACUCCACAGUCAGUCGACCAUCGCCCACGCCCACGCCCACGCCCACGCGCAUUCGGCCACGGCCACGGCAGCCGACACAUCCACCGAGCCACGCGCACACCUGCUGAAGACUUGCCCUUCACCAACGAUGAACGGCAACCCGGCGACAGCGACAGCGACCGCAGCCAUGCCUGUGCCUAUGCCUGCAGGCCCUGAAGAUGCUCCCAGCGCUUCAAGAGGUAGUGGAGGCUCAACCCGCUCGUCGGGCAGCAGGAGCAGACCAAAUGUGAGAAUAUACCAUACUAUUGUUCCGCAACAGCAACUGUCCACCAUCGAGAAGUCGGUAACGCAUCUGCUUGUCGCCACCAAGCAGCUUCUCGAAACGCUAACCAUGUGGUCGACUGGACGCGCCACCGAGGGCCAAGUGUCGGACGUAUACGUGCGCUUGGGCUAUGAGUUCAACAUCGCUUGCAGGGCAUUCAACGCCAUUGGUGUCGACACCGCCGACCUUGGUCCUGUCCCAGAUCUCUUACGAUCUAUAUUGGAGGAUACCUUGAGUCAGGAUGCAAGUCAGCAGAGUUUGGAAAAGUAUCUGCCACGCAUAAGAGAUAUAAUAAUAAACUUGCUGCAUGGCUUGAAGAAGAAACAGCAGAGGUUGAGGCAGCGAAGCAAUAGAGACGGAGGAGAAUCGAGCAGCAGCAGCAGCAGACCACCGAGGCAAGCAUCGACAGCGAGCACUAUGAGCGUGCAGACAAACUUGACGGAACAGCUGGACCAUCUACCGACACGACACUCGAGCAGCAGAUCGUUUGCGCAAAGGCAAGGAAGUGGGGAUCUCGGAGGACCAGAUUUGCCUCCACGGACAACGAGCGCUGCUAGCGGGACUUCGUCACCUCAAAGACACGCUCUGAGCCCACAGAACAGCGUCAGCCACCCUUCAGGCAGACCGGACACCAUGUCUACAGCUUCGGGAUCGUCAGUAUCCAGCGAUACUCUCCAGAAUAUACCAGUGAUAGCGCCCUACCCGGAAAGCGAUACGAUGCCUACGAACCAUAAUGUGGAAAGAGACCAGUCUUCGCCAGAACCGCCGAAGCCACCACCGAAGCAGAACGAUGCCUUGUCGGCGCUCCAACGUGGGGGAGACUUGGAGAGGAGAGCGUCAAGACGAUUUUCAGCGUACCAGAUAUCGAAGCAUUUGGGAGGCAUGAUGAAUGGCAUUCCCGCUAUACCUCCCGCUCAGAACUCACCCAUACCGAAUAGAGGUCGGGAUGUGCGUGAGUCUUUGAAUGCCGUCCGCUCGCGAGGUAGUGUCUUGCACAGCCGGACACGAUCACGGAACCAGAGAACCGGCUUUGACUCUUCUCCGGCACGAGAAAACGAGGUAAGGCGGAUAUCUGAGGAGAGCUCGCAGCUGGACGACCCAGCAGCACAAGGCAAGCCUACUGCGAGGGAGGAUCUGGAUGGUGAAAUCGUGAAGACGCCCGAGGACAAAUUGGGUACGCCCUUUGCGCCUUUAGGUGAAGAAGCUCCGAGUGCAACGUUGAACGGCCCCAUUGGCGAACCUUUCGCCCCGGCAGGCUCUUUUGCCGCACCCGGAGCUACAACUACCAGCACGUCGCUGAAGCGGUACAAUCGAGAUUCGGGACGACAAGGUCGUGACUACACACCGCCAGUGUCUCAAUAUGUUCCCGAGGGAUCGCCGCAGCUCGGCAAAGAAUUGACUCUAUUCUUACAGUACAAGAGCAAAAUCAAGAAGUUCGUACUUCCUGAUGGUGGUGAUCUGACUCUUGCGCGGCUUCAGCUGGCCUUUAUCGAAAAGUUCGCCUGGAAUACUCACAACCAUGGUGUCGACUUGCCAGAGAUAUACAUCCAGGAUCCAGUGUCCGGUGUCAGGCAUGAGCUUGAAGAUCUCAACGAUGUCAAGGAAAGGUCGGUUUUGGUAUUGAACAUUGAGGCUCUCGACGAAGUGAAGCGGCACAUUGAUGAUGGCAUUGGUGGCUUGCGCCGAAUCGUGGAGGAUAUCAAGUCCGGCGUGGACGAUCAGCGGACUGCUUUGCAACGUGUCUCGGAUCGCCAGCAGGAUACCGCUAAAGAAUUGGCCAGUAUCGCUGCAGCGCCUCCUCCUGCUGUCGUCUCGCCAACAAGAGCUAAUAGUGGUACUGGUAAUAAAGACCUGGCCGGCCAAUUGAAGGAAGUGCAAGGACUGCGCCGCGACCUCGCUGUUGUCAGACAGACUUACAAAUCCUUCGUCUCGGACAUGCAAGCUUCGAUGAGCACGAUCCGAUCCAAGGCCGCAACUGUCAAGAAGGCUGCUGCAGAUACCACGAUCCCUGACAUGGACGAGAAUACUGGCCGCGCCUAUGUCAACAACGGCAAGAAGACUCUCUCUGACGACAGCGAGCGGAUCGUCAAUAAGGUCGAUGACCUGCAAGAUCUCGUCGAGGAUCUUCGAAAGGAUGUCGUUACCCGUGGCGUGCGACCUCUACCUAGACAGCUUGAGAGUGUCAGCAAAGACAUUAGCACCGCGACUGCAGAUCUCAAGAAGCUGCAGGAAUUCCUCAAACGUGAGAAGCCAGUGUGGACGAAAAUCUGGGAGAAAGAAUUGCAAGUGGUUUGCGAUGACCGUGACCUGCUUACAAUGCAAGAAGAGCUUGCCGCUGAUCUUGAAGACGAUCUUGAGAAGGCUAGCCAGACUUUCGCGCUUGUUGAAGAGGCGACCAGGCAACAAAAUCUGCAAAACCCGAACGGUGCUCCCACUCCAGGAGUCCGCUCCACAUCUCGUACUCUGGCUCUAGAUCAGGGUGCUGAUCCUCACAAAGCCAAGGAUGGUGUCCUCGGUGAAGUCAGAGCUCUACAGCCGAACCACGAAUCGCGACUGGAAGCCAUAGAGCGCGCCGAGAGGAAUCGACAGAAGGAGCUAGAGAAUCGCAAAGGCGGAGAAUUCCAACGUGAACUUGGCAAAUUCGUUGACGAAGGCAAGCUGAAGAAGUCCGGCGGCGUCGAAGAAGUCGAGAGAGUCCGGCAACAGCGCGAAGAGCAGACCAGAAAAGAAGUCCUUCUCUGGCAACAGCAAAGAGCUAGGCAAAUGGCCGAGAAAGAAGCUGCCGCUGCCGCUGCACAAGGCGAGGCCUCUGAAGCAGCCCCCGAGACCGACGACGGCGCGACACCACAAGAGGGCUCACCCGAGAACGAAGGCUUCGUCGACGCGAAGGAAGAAAAUGGGCGGCAAGCAGAAGACGUAGUAACGACAACUCCCGACCGUCACGAUUCUGGUUACGAUCCUUUUCGAGAAGUGGGCAAUGAGAAGCCGAGGAGUACUUUGGCCUCGAGUACUCUCUCCUACUACGGUGAGGAGUACGCCUUGAUCGGACGAGGAAUGAAACUAGCAGCGCGCUCGCCAGGAAUACAGGACCCCGAGCUGCACAGACUUGUAGAAGCAGGAGGGAGAGAGGGAGGGGAGGGAUUUUAUAGAAAGAAACGAGACGAAUUCUGUCAGUCAGUCGGCCCUUUUCCUCGUCUGCAUGCGUGUGGUGGUCUUCAUUGGAAUCGCUCUGCGCGGACAACUUCGGUCAGGAUUGAGAGCAAACGCUGUCUGUGGAUUCAGGACCCAGGUCGAUCGAGAGUAAGUUGGACGUUAGACGCGAAAGUAUCAGCACCCGACUGGUCCAGCUGUCCUCUGCGGCCUUCGCUCCAAGAUAUGAAUGAUCCUCUCUUUCAAUGUAAAUAUAGAGUGAUGGAGUCGCCGAUGCGACAGCGUGACAUCAGCUAGAUUGUCGUGUCGUAUAGAUCAAUCAAGGUCCAAAUCUUCCCGUAUCAUCCAUAUCUCGUCGAAACCUAGCCGUCAUUUUGCGCAGCUUUAGCAGGGGAAACAUCCCCUUUCCCUCUCGUCGGUCCUCCAACCACCAUGCCCGUAAUUCCAACUACACCAAGCAACGUCCCACCCACGACAAAAAAACUCAACAACGUACUCCCACCCUCAGCACCUUCUCUUUCCCGAAAACUCGCCCCUUGUUUCCUACUCCUCUUCGCCUGUCGCCGUUCACUCAAAUUCCCCAAAUUCUCAUGCGUACGAGAAUGUCCAGCGCGAUCGAAAUGCGGCACAUCAUGAUCGAAGCCCGUCGCAAAACCUCCGGGUCCCAUUCCAGGCCCAGACGCCGACUCCCCUCUAGCUUCGAAAGUAUGUGACGCCUUCUCAGCGUUCUCGCGCCUCUUUUCGCUCUGUUCGCCCCAGCCUCCACUUCUGUAAAACGAGGGUGGUGGACCUCUGAAUUGUGUUCUUCGACGGCUUAGACCUGAGGCGGGGCGACCGCCGGGGCCACUUUGGGAGGAAGAAUGUGAGCCUUGAGGUGUGCUAUAUCCGCCUCCUCUUCCACCUGAUGUUGGAGCCGGUUGACGAAAGAAGGCGCGAUCAUAACGUUGUUUCUUUUCUGCGGAUCCAAGGGUUGCGUAUGCUUGGCUGACUUUUACGAAGCGUUGUGAUUUUGCUUGGUCGUUGGGGUGGAGGUCGGGAUGGUUGGCUUUGGAGAGUUUGUAGAAGGAU